AUGCAUUCAGCUUUGAGUCCAUUCACUUCUGUUCUGAUCUUCGUUGUCGACGAACACACAGUCUUAAAUUCUGUUCUGACGAUCAAGAUUCAUCAUGUUGCUCAAGGUUUACGUCGAUCUUCGCUCACAGCCUUGCCGUGCACUCAUCAUCUUUCUCAAAAAUACCAAAAUCCCUUUUGAAAUUGAAACGAUUAAUCUGAGAACUGGUGAUCAUAAGAAACCCGAGUUUGUAAAGAUAACUCCUCUCUGCACAUUGCCGGCCAUUCAAGAUGGUGACUUUAGUUUAGGAGAAACUGUGGCGAUUAUCCGGUACUUGGCAACGAAGUAUUCAGACCUAGUCCCAGACCACUGGUAUCCAAAGGACCUGAAGAAAAGAGCCAGAGUUGAUGAAUACAUGGCCUUUCACCAUACAGGAACAAGAGGAGGAUGCUGUGGGAUAUUCAUCAGUGAGGUUCUCAUCCCGUUAUAUUCUGGAGGAAAGCAGCAUGCAUCGGAGGAAAGGUUGAAGAGAGACGAAGAAAACCUUACCAAACAAAUAGACAAGCUGGAGACUGCUUUCUUGCAGGAUAACGAUUGGUUGGCUGGAGAUGAUAUCUCUGUCGCUGACGUGCUCGCCGUCUCGGAGAUCAUGGAGAACACUGUAAAUGGACGAGAUGUAGCAGAGGGGCGACCUAAACUUAGGGCCUUCAUAGAUCGUGUGAAGAAUCGUCUCAAUCCUGUCUUUGAUGAAGUGCACGAAGCGUUGUAUGCAUUUAGGGACAGCUAUAACAAAUAGAUUAUCAGUGAAAAUUCUUUUGAAGGACUCUCAAAUUUCCACAAGUCUUUAUUAAUAUUGAAUCCUCCUUUAUAAAUCCUUUGAGUCAAUCGAAUAGUUUUUCUUUACGGCUCUUUUUUCCUGUCAUCUUCGAAAAUGGUUUUUUCGUCUACCCUCUUUUUCUUGGUAAUUUUCCAUUAACACUUGCACUGCACAAUUAACUCUUAAUUUGUUCCU
Molecule: messenger RNA, 991 nt
Organism: Strongylocentrotus purpuratus (purple sea urchin)
Lineage: Eukaryota; Metazoa; Echinodermata; Echinoidea; Camarodonta; Strongylocentrotidae
Product: glutathione S-transferase theta-1
Exons: 5
Coding region: 95-775 (226 amino acids)
Biological process (GO): glutathione metabolic process
Cellular component (GO): cytoplasm
Molecular function (GO): glutathione transferase activity
Source: RefSeq, a predicted model, not a curated record